CAACGGUGAUAGCAAUUAACCAUUUCUGGCAAACCUUAAAUUAUAUCUCUGCAGAGAGCUGCGCACCAGAACAUUUUGGUGAUGACUAGCUUGUUUUGUUGAGCUGUGUAUAUCGUAGCUCUCUUCUCUUGUAAUUUAAUAAUUAUUCUUUUUAACCAACUUGCAUCACAUGGCCUCUGCACCUUCAUUAACAUAAAUGAUAACUCUCAGUUACUUCUCUUAGUCAUCUCUCUCUCUCUUCUCUCCUCCCUCCUCUCUCUCUCUCUCUUUCUCUUUGUGUCUAUCUCCAUAGGAGAAAUGUGGGAUCAGUUUGACAAAUCAUGAGUUCCUCCUCUAGUGUUAAACUCCAUUUAUGGUGGAGAAUUCUUGUUAUUCUUGAGUUUCUUGUGAUUCAAUGUUUGGGGCUAAACACUGAUGGGAUUCUCUUGCUUUCUUUCAAGCAAUCUAUUCUGAGUGAUCCUCUAAACGUGCUACAGAGCUGGAACUACCGUGACCAGACGCCUUGUUCUUGGAAUGGGGUAACCUGUGGUGCACCAAGUAACUCCAACAAUAACUACUCUCGUGUUACAAGCUUGUCUCUUCCAAACUGUCAGCUUCUUGGUUCAAUUCCAUCCGGUCUGGGCAUGAUUCAACACCUUGAAAAUCUCGAUCUAUCCAACAAUUCUUUUAACGGGUCUCUUCCUUUUUCCAUUUUCAACGCAACCCAGCUUCGGUUUCUUGAUUUGUCAAACAACUUGAUCUCUGGUGGGAUACCAGAAACGGUGGGACAGUUACAAAACCUCCAAUUCCUUAACCUUUCUGACAAUGCAUUGGCGGGAACUUUACCUGCCACUCUCACUACCAUCCAAAAUCUAACCGUUGUUUCUUUGAAGAAUAAUUACUUUUCUGGCAAUCUCCCAACUGGGUUCCAAAGUGUUCAAGUUUUAGAUCUGUCUUCCAAUCUUAUCGAUGGGUCUUUGCCUCCAAACUUUGGAGGCAACAAUCUUAGGUACUUGAACGUUUCUUACAACAGGCUUUCCGGGGUAAUUCCACCACAAUUCGCGGAGAAAAUUCCUGGUAACGCUACUGUUGAUCUUUCCUUCAAUAAUCUUACAGGAGAAAUCCCGGAUUCUAUUGUUUUUAAGAAUCAAGAAUCCAAAUCUUUUUUCGGAAAUCCUGAUCUGUGCGGUGAAGUAACCAGGCGUGAUUGUCCAAUUCCUUCUUCACCAUCAUCUCCUUCUAACGUCUCUCCAUCAACUUCUCCUCCAGCAAUCGCUGCCAUCCCCAAGACGAUAGACCCUGACACGCCUGAACCAUCUCCUGGAGCUAAAAAAUCAGGACAAAGCAAGCUCAAACCAGGAACAAUAGUAGGAAUUAUAGUCGGAGAUAUAGCAGGAAUCGGGUUUGUCAUCAUGGUUUUCUUUGUCGUCUACAAAUUAAAGAGGAAAAAGAGAGUUGAAACUACACUGAAGCAAGAAGCUAACACAGUCAAAGACAAUUGGUCUAUAACAUCUUCAUCGUCAGAAUCAAGAGGGUUUACGAGAUGGUCCUGUUUGAGAAAGAGAGGAGAGUACGAAGAAGAAUCUGAUAACACUUCUGACACUGAAGAAGAUCAAAGCCGGAACAAAAUUCAUGAUAAUCAACGGCAGCAAGAGAAAGAACAUACUAAAAAAGGAACAUUGGUGACCGUUGACGGGGAAAAGCAGCUUGAGCUUGAAACAUUACUUAAAGCAUCAGCUUACAUUUUGGGUGCCACGGGGUCUAGUAUAAUGUACAAGGCAGUGCUCGAAGAUGGGACUUCCUUGGCGGUCCGAAGGAUUGGUGAGAACAGUGUGGAUCGAUUCAGGGAUUUCGAGACUCAGGUUCGAGUCAUUGCCAAACUGGUGCACCCCAAUUUGGUCAGGAUUCGUGGGUUCUACUGGGGAGUUGAUGAAAAACUUAUUAUCUACGAUUUCGUACCAAACGGCAGCCUCGCCAACGCUCGUUACAGAAAAGUUGGUUCAUCCCCCUGUCAUCUUCCCUGGGAGGCUCGGCUCAAGAUUGCUAAAGGUAUGGCCCGAGGGCUGGCAUAUCUCCAUGACAAGAAGCACGUGCACGCCAAUUUGAAGCCUAGUAAUAUCCUUUUAGGCUCUGAUAUGGAACCAAAGAUUGGAGAUUUUGGGCUCGAAAGGCUUGUAACAGGCGACACGAGUUAUAAAGCUGGAGUGUCAGCCCGGAAUUUUGGUAGCAAGAGGUCAACGGCAUCAAGAGAUAGCUUCCAAGACCUAGCAGGACCCAGCCCAAGUCCAAGCCCGAGCUCCCUUGGUGUAUCCCCGUACCACGCCCCGGAGUCACUUAGGAGCCUGAAGCCCAAUCCGAAGUGGGAUGUGUAUGCAUUUGGGGUCAUUUUGCUUGAGCUUCUAACAGGGAAAGUUAUAGUUGUGGAUGAGUUGGGUCUAGGAAAUGGGCUUGUAGUUGAAGACAAAGGCAAGGCACUGAGGAUGGCUGAUGCGGCAAUUCGGGCUGAUUUGGAAGGCAAAGAGGAUGCCUUGCUGGCUUGCUUCAAGUUGGGGUACAGUUGUGCAUCUCCAAUCCCACAAAAGAGACCCCCAAUGAAAGAAGCCCUGCAAAUUCUUGAGAAGGUCCCAUCUUCAACUUCAUCUUCAUCAUACUAUUAUGGACACUCCUAAAACAUUUGACAAAAUUGGAGACCACCUUUGUAGAGAGAAAUGUAUGUAAUGAUUGACUGAUAGGUUGGUUUUUUCUUUUCUUUUUUCAGUUUUACUUGUCUCAAAGUUUGUGAUUGAGUUGGAAAUUGCAUGACAUCAGGAGUUGGAUCUUCUUGCUUGACACUGAUAUUUAUUGCUAA
This is a messenger RNA of Theobroma cacao (cacao), 2827 nucleotides long. Its product is annotated as putative LRR receptor-like serine/threonine-protein kinase At4g37250. Gene Ontology annotation, biological process: protein phosphorylation. Gene Ontology annotation, molecular function: protein binding; protein kinase activity; ATP binding. The record is from RefSeq and is a predicted model, not a curated record. NCBI's taxonomy places the organism in Eukaryota, Viridiplantae, Streptophyta, Magnoliopsida, Malvales, Malvaceae.